AAACCUGACCACCUCUCGCCUUUCCACCCCAACCCAACCUUCCACCUCAUCUCAACUAACCUUGGAGACCAAACUCUUCCUUGUUUUCGACCGUCGACGCUCUCUUGUCUCGACUUUUCUUGGUUGUCCUUUCUGGAUCCAUCCGCCCGGGCAGCAGCAAUCAGCCAUCAGUCACAGGGCUAGUUUUCGACCCGACGGCGAUCUUGCCUCCUUCCUUGCUUGACCUUGUCCCCCGCCCCCGAAUAUCUGCCUUCUCUUUUUCAGGACGAUUUGGGAAACAACCGCGGACGAUCCCUGAAUCACACAAAACCAGUCAGCGCCAACCAUUGAUCCGAGAUCGUUACCGACAUUCACGCUCAAGAAGAGGGGCUUUCGGGUAGAGACGCUGGUUCCACGGCCUAUAACCGGGGCAUUUGGAGGAAAUUUUGGGCUCAGAUCCUGAAGGAAAAAGGAACUGAACGAACGUACCUUUCCCACUUUCAACCAUACGAUUGCUCACCAUGUCGAACCACAUCGUGGGCUCUGUCUACCAGCAGGUCAUUGAAGAUGUCAUCAAUGCCUCGCGCGUCGACUUCGAGGAAGGUGGCGUAGACGAAAGCGUUCUGGAGGAACUGAAGAAAGGCUGGCAGCAGAAGCUCACGCAACUCGACGUCGCCGCCUUCCCCUGGGAUCCCAAGCCAGAAGCCCCUCCCGCCCCUUCUGCCUCGGCGCCCCCUCCUCAGGCAGCACAGGAUCAUCUUCAGCCACCCCCGCCGCAGCCCGCCGCACCUUACUCGCAAGCCAACGCGAGCCCCCAGUCCGCCCCUCAGGGCCUUCCUCUCCCCACCGGCGGAGCCGCUGGUAACGGGAACGCGCAGAUCAAGCAGGAACCCCAGAUCAAGCAGGAGCCCGGCGCCGGACCAUCUCCCCUGAACAUGGUUCCCCAAGGCGAUAUCGCCCAGAUGCGCGCCAUGCAGCACAUCGCAGAUAGGUUCGGUGAUAAAGGCGCCGCCAUCAACCCUCAGCCCGGAACCGGUCCGAGACCCGCCGGCCAGCCGCCUCUUCCGCAGAUGCAGAACCAGCAAAACCAGCAAAAUCAGCAAAAUCAGGGCAGGCCUCAGCCGCAGCAGCAAUAUCAGCAACCACCGCAACAACAACAACAACAACAACAACAACCCUCAACGGCCAGCCCCGCUCUGCCAGGCGUCAGGAAUGCGCAGACGGACGGUCCGGCCGACCAGGAUGACGGCUUCGACCAUGUCCAGGGCGUCCUGAUGCAGCGCGACGCCGCCGGCACCCUGCACGAGCUCGGCCGUGUCGAUAUCGACCGCCUCAUCCACGCGCAGAUCGUGUCCAAGGCCAAGGCCAUGGAGGGCGGCGGCCUGAUGCUCCCGCUAAAGGAAGCCACGCGGCACCGGACGGCCGCGAGCAAGCGCAAGCGCAAGGCGGUGCCCGCCCAGUCCGGAGAGUCCGGAGAGGCGGGGGAGUCCGGGGUGGCGCGUUACGAUGGUGACGACGACGACGAUGACGACGUCGCCGACGAAGACGCCAUCAACUCCGACCUCGACGACUCGGACGACGAGAAGGAAGACGAGGAGGUGGACGACGAGGGCCUCGGUCAUAUCAUGCUCUGCAUGUAUGACAAGGUCCAGCGCGUCAAGAAUAAGUGGAAGUGUGUCCUCAAGGACGGUGUCCUUACUGUCAAUGGAAAGGAAUACAUCUUCCACAAGGCCACCGGCGAGUACGAGUGGUAAGAUGAACGGACAACUCGAGGUUGGAUUGGCAACCCAGAGACAACCCCGCUCGCUCUGGGGGAAAUGGGGGAACACCCCAGACCUUGACCACAUUCGAAGAGCAAGUCCGACGGGUUUUUGCCCCUCGCCGCAACACCGUUUUAUUCAUUGAUUUCUUUCUUGUCGCCCCUUCCGCUGCAGCAUCACCGUCAUCGGCGGCCCAUGCAUAGUACCGCCCGGCUGAAAGGGAAAAAAAGAGAAAAAAAGAAGAGGUUGGGGGGGG
Messenger RNA from Sodiomyces alkalinus F11, 1995 nucleotides. Its product is annotated as transcription factor IIA, alpha/beta subunit. The coding region runs from base 501 to 1733 and encodes 410 amino acids. The record is from RefSeq and is a predicted model, not a curated record. The transcript has a single exon. Gene Ontology annotation, biological process: transcription by RNA polymerase II; transcription initiation at RNA polymerase II promoter. Lineage: Eukaryota; Fungi; Ascomycota; Sordariomycetes; Glomerellales; Plectosphaerellaceae. Gene Ontology annotation, cellular component: transcription factor TFIIA complex.